This is a messenger RNA of Vitis vinifera (wine grape), 1952 nucleotides long. RefSeq names its product calnexin homolog. The transcript is spliced from 6 exons. Gene Ontology annotation, biological process: protein folding. NCBI's taxonomy places the organism in Eukaryota, Viridiplantae, Streptophyta, Magnoliopsida, Vitales, Vitaceae. The coding region runs from base 97 to 1716 and encodes 539 amino acids. Gene Ontology annotation, molecular function: calcium ion binding. The record is from RefSeq and is a predicted model, not a curated record. Gene Ontology annotation, cellular component: endoplasmic reticulum membrane; endoplasmic reticulum.
UGGGCAAAAUGUUAUAUGAAGAGCAGGAGCGAUCUGGAAAUCGUAGAAGAGCAAACGAGAGAAAAAAAGUAGGUUGAGGGUUUGGGAGUUUGAGAGAUGGGAGAAGGGAAACGAGUUUCUCUGCUACCCCUAUAUGUUGUGUUUGCUGUAAUAGCUUGCGCAUCACUUCAGCUAUGCGCUUCUGAUUCUAUCUUCUACGAGUCUUUCGACGACGAUUUUGAAGGGCGUUGGAUCGUUUCUGAGAAAGAAGACUAUAAAGGUGUAUGGAAACAUGCAAAGAGUGACGGACAUGAGGAUCAUGGGCUUCUUGUGAGUGAGAAAGCUAGGAAGUAUGCUAUAGUGAAAGAGCUUGAUGAGGCAGUGAGUCUAAAGGAUGGAACUGCUGUUCUCCAGUUUGAGACUAGGCUCCAGAAUGGGCUUGAGUGUGGUGGUGCAUAUCUAAAAUAUCUUCGACCUCAGGAUGCUACAUGGAAAUCCAAAGAAUUUGACAAUGAAUCUCCCUAUUCUAUCAUGUUUGGACCUGACAAAUGUGGGUCUACAAACAAGGUGCACUUUAUCGUAAAGCAUAAGAACCCGAAGAGUGGGGAAUACAUUGAACACCAUCUCAAGUAUCCACCCUCUGUUCCAUCUGACAAAUUAUCUCAUGUCUAUACUGCGAUUUUGAAGCCUGAUCAUGAGGUGCGAAUUCUGAUUGAUGGUGAGGAAAAGAAGAAGGCAAAUUUCCUCUCAUCUGAAGAUUUUGAGCCUCCAUUUAUCCCUGCUAAGACCAUUCCUGACCCAGAUGAUAAGAAACCAGAGGAUUGGGAUGAGAGGCCAAAAAUUCCAGACCCCAAUGCGGUAAAGCCUGAUGACUGGGAUGAGGAUGCACCCAUGGAAAUUGAAGAUGAAGAAGCAGUAAAACCUGAAGGAUGGUUGGAUGAUGAACCUGAGGAGAUAGAUGAUCCCGAAGCCUCCAAACCAGAAGAUUGGGAUGAUGAGGAGGAUGGUGAAUGGGAGGCACCAAAGAUAGAUAACCCAAAGUGUGAGAUUGCACCUGGUUGUGGUGAAUGGAAGAAGCCAUUGAAGAGGAAUCCAGCUUACAAGGGGAAAUGGCAUGCCCCUCUUAUUGACAACCCCAAUUACAAGGGUAUUUGGAAGCCUCAGCAGAUUCCAAACCCUGACUAUUUUGAACUUGAUCAUCCUGACAUUGAGCCUGUUGCUGCCAUUGGCAUUGAGAUUUGGACAAUGCAGGAUGGUAUAUUGUUUGACAAUAUUUUGAUAACUAGUGAUGAGAAGACUGCAGAAUCAUAUCGGGAGACCACAUGGAAGCCAAAAUUUGAAGUUGAGAAAGAGAAACAGAAAGCUGAGGAUGCAGCUGCUGGUUUUGAUGUUCCCUCAGGCUUCCAGAAGAAGGUAUUUGACCUCCUCUACAAGAUUGCGGAUAUUUCCUUCUUAAAUGCAUAUAAACCCAAGCUUUUGGAUCUAAUUGAGAAGGGAGAGAAACAACCAAACCUCACGAUUGGAAUCCUUGUCUCCAUUGUCAUCGUUUUCUUGACUAUUAUCUUUAAGAUCAUUUUUGGUGGGAAGAAGCCGGUGAAAAUCACCAGGCAAACAAAUAACUCAACAGUUGCUGAGACAUCAAAUGAUCAAGGAAGCAGCAGAGAGAAAGAAGAAGAGAAUGAGGAGGAAGAUACUAAUGCUCCUCCUCGAAAGAGGUCUACGAGGCGCGAAAAUUGAUUUAAAAGGAAAAAAUUAGGACAAGAGGAUAUUAUUUUCUCACUUUUGGUAAAUUUUGGGAUAGUAGGCUUUACUGGCUGAACAUCUUGUUUGUGAUUUUUGUUAAGCUUUUAUUUUGGAAUGUUACAUGAAUUAGAGUGUAAAUGAAAUGACCCAUCAGCAGGCUGAUGCCAUGAUCAUUGUUCUUUUCCGCCUGAACCAGGCCUUUUCAAUUCAGAUGUUUGAGUUUCACAAAA